AGAUGCUACAUAGUUUCAAAGGACUGUUCAUCAAUAUGUAGAUAAUAAAACUGCAAACAUGACAGCCAAGAUUGGACAAAAGAGCAGAUACUCUCAACCAAGCUUUAUUGUUGAUGCAUGGACGUAAAGUCUUUUACCCUCUAUCUUUCUGAUAACACAGAACACAUGUGAUGAAAGAGUUGCUAGAUGCUGUUCAAAAUUUGUGCCAAAAGUGGAAGAGCAUUAGUCUGAGGGAAAAGAUGAAGACCAAAAAUUUUUAUAUUAUGCUAGCCUUCUUGGGAGCAACUUCCAUGUCUUUGUGGUUACUAAGUAAUCCAACACCAAAUUUUAACACAAUUGUUGCACAAACCCAUAAACAGAUUAACAAUUUCAAAAACAUUCCAAGCAACAUUCGCAGUUCAAAUCAGGAGGAUUUCCAUGUAGACCUUAAGUUGUUGGAUAAACUUGGAUUUGAUGUAGAUCCCAUUAAUACAGAAAAUGUAAUGAAGUUCAGCAAGGAUAAAAUUAAAAAGAUUAAUGCAACAAUCAACAAGCCUGUUAUAGCUAUACCUGCUCUUCCAAAAUCCUUAGAUAAAGUUAUUGCACUUGUCAAAUCAGCCGGCAAAUUUCUACCAGAUGUUCCUGUUAUAAUAUAUGAUCUAGGACUCAGCUACCAGAAACAUUUAAAGUUGACUGUUCAUUGCAACAAAACUUCUUCAUGUACAGUAAAGACAUUUGAAUUUGAAAAAUAUCCAUCUCAUCUUAGAGACCUCUCCAUACCCAGCUACAGACCAGUGCUUUUACAGGAAAUUUUAAAUGACAAUGGAACAGUGAUAUGGGUGGAACCUUCAGGAUACAGUUUUAUAUCUGGAGACAUUAGGCCUCUUCUAAAGAAAGCUCAGGAGAAUGGGAUUGUGGCCUGGACAAGUAAGGACCCCGUGUCAACCAUAACCUACGACAAAAUGUAUAAAUACUUCAAAGCGUCAGCUGACCAGUAUUACUUCCUGGAAACGGCCCAAGCUAACCCCCUGAUUCUGCACAACACAGAAAAACUACACAGCAAGGUGAUGCUGCCGUGGGUAAAGUGUGCCCUGUCUAGUGACUGCCUGAACCCCGUGGGGGCCUCAAACACGGGGUGCACGGACAGGAAGCCUCUAUACCUAUAUAGAGGCUGCCACAAGUAUGAUGUGGCUGCUCUGAAUAUUAUUUUAGGACAAGUGUUUCAAUACGAUGAAUCCCCUUAUAAGACUAAAGAAAAGAUAUUUGGAAUUCCUGAAGAGAAGAAGACCACGGAAUCAGGACACCCAAUGCAUGCUUGAGUUGGGAUAAGUAUAUCUAAAGUAAAUGAAGAUCUAAACUAAAUCAAGUAGUCAUUAUUCAUGAUUUGAGGAUACAUAUAACACAAACAAAAAUUUAAUUCAUGGACCGAUACCCCUUUUCUUUUUUGACUGAUUUUGAAUACAAAUGACAUAAUUAAUAAAUUCCUAAAAUAAA
Saccostrea cuccullata (small rock oyster) is the source of this 1473-nucleotide messenger RNA. RefSeq lists its product as uncharacterized. The transcript is spliced from 4 exons. Lineage: Eukaryota; Metazoa; Mollusca; Bivalvia; Ostreida; Ostreidae. The coding region runs from base 171 to 1298 and encodes 375 amino acids. The record is from RefSeq and is a predicted model, not a curated record.